This is a messenger RNA of Trichoderma breve, 477 nucleotides long. RefSeq lists its product as uncharacterized. The record is from RefSeq and is a predicted model, not a curated record. NCBI's taxonomy places the organism in Eukaryota, Fungi, Ascomycota, Sordariomycetes, Hypocreales, Hypocreaceae. The coding region runs from base 1 to 477 and encodes 158 amino acids. The transcript has a single exon.
AUGCUCCCCUUGCGUUUUUCCGCCAGAGUCGACAGCCUUUUGGCUCUUGACCCCCCUCCAAAGUACAUGAAAGACUUUGACAUGACCAAUUCGACCUUUUUCAGGUAUAUUCAAGAGGAGAAGGACAGCCCGGACCUCAAAAUCUUGGAAAUUGCCGGCAGCGAGCGCUAUCACUUCCUUGUCUGGAGUCUCAGCCUACCGAAGACGGAAUUCAAGAUUUCGCCAAAUGGCCGCGUUGCUCUCUCUGGAGAAUUCGUUGCAGGAAACGCCAAAUUUAACUGCACUCGAUGUCACAUAUCUGAGCUAGUCCAAAUGCACAAGGCACACACAGAUGAGCAGUUUUAUCACGGAGGAUCUCGUGUCGAGUUUCUGGAAGAUACCCCGCAGAUGAAGGCGUGGCAUGUCUUCAUGCAUCCACGAUUCGACUAUCUUGUUGGGAGACGGGUGAAUCUCACAGAGGACGCCGAUUCACUCUAG